This is a messenger RNA of Histoplasma mississippiense, 2013 nucleotides long. RefSeq lists its product with no specific name. Lineage: Eukaryota; Fungi; Ascomycota; Eurotiomycetes; Onygenales; Ajellomycetaceae. Bases 1 to 2013 code for a protein of 670 amino acids. The record is from RefSeq and is a predicted model, not a curated record. The transcript has a single exon.
AUGUCUAAACCCGCGAAGGAGCCCUCGCGUUCUACAGCUCCUCUAGCAGUCCGUGCCUCCAAUCCGCCCGUGCGGUAUAAGUUUAUCGACGCAUCUACAAACAACCCUGAGAGUUUGGCUAGUGUCAAACGUCAUGUCAUGCUAGAAUAUGCGCGUCAGAAAAAAUGGCAACAGCAACAACGCCUUGACACUGAUGUUGAAGACGAUGCGGAUAUAGACACCAGUGGGGAAACUAAGACACAGCGUGGAAAACGACAUGUAACGCGUGCCAGAGAACGAACACAAAUCCCAAGUGACCGGAAAGGCAAAAAGCGUCUUGGACCUGCGAAUACCCUCAGCGAUGGUGAAGGACAUCGUCUGGUGGUAGAUCGGGAUUUUCAGCUGGCGCAUCGGCUACUGCCCUCGCUAGACCCUGACCCUGGUAAAUACGGGGAAUAUCAAGGCUUGGAGAACGCUGAUGACACUGGACUCGGCCUUGAUGCUGAUUAUUAUGAAAACUGGGAAAUACCUUCUUCAUUGGGACCAUUCGCAGGCCCAGGACCUUCGGGACUGCCACCUUUUUGGUAUGGGCCUUUGGGUGAAGAGUAUCAGUCUGAGGCAAAUUAUCCCGGAUUUCAAAGCAAUAGCGGAUCAUCUGAGUCGUGUGGUUUGUCCACAUGGUCCUCCUCUACCUAUUCAUCACCCAGGUGGCUGUCACCCGCUCCGCAGACACACCUAAGUGCGGCGCGAACUGACCCCUUUGAUAGUUUACCAAUUUCGCUUGACGAAGAAGGGAAGAUUCUGUUCGAUUUCUAUGCUAAUGUUAUGCCAUCAUGUUCAUACGGGUUCCAUACAAGAUCGCCAAAUGCUCAUAAUUGGUAUUUGCAAGUGUUCAUACCAGAAGCUAUGAAAGGAGAUAUUACUUUCCAAAAUACCAUCCUCGUGCAUGCCGCAAAUACGCAAGCGUGGGUAAAAGGCCUGUCAGAAACGCGUGCGGCUCUUACCCACCGUGGACGUGGAAUAGAGAUGUUGCGAAAACAUUUCGAGAAGCAUCCUGCAGAUAUUUCGGAUGCCGCCAUCUCUGCAACCCUCAGCUGCGCUGCAGUGGAAGAUUUUGACCCUCGUCCAGAGCGCAAACCAAUUAGCUGGAUCCAUAUGCGUGCCGCAAUGCAGAUGAUCCGUGCCAGAGGAGGACCAGCCGUAUUUCAACAGAAUCAAAGAAUGGCCAUGUUAAUCAACUGGCAGGAUUAUAUUCUCGCAGGUUACGAAACCAAGGGACCAUCAUUUUUUUAUGUACAUAUCCCUGCGUACGUCCAGAACCGGGACCCCUCGGAUCAAACGUUAAGUAUUGGAGACCAAUCGUUUACUCCCCUUGACGAAAUUCAUACUCAAUGUGAAGAAUUCCUUUCCUUCCUCCACCGCUGCGAGCGGCUCUCUCUCACCCAAAAAUCUGUCUUCAACCCUCUAAUUCCCAGCCGGUAUUCGGCCUUUCAACCAGACACCCUGUUGUUCCGAAUCCUCUCCUCUCCUCCCGGAAUUCGCUACUCGAUCCCUGGUGAGAGAAAACAGAUAAUAUCCCGCCUUGCAGCGUUGAUGACAAUCAAUGUUGCCUUGUGGGACUACCGCAAUCUGCCUCACAAAGUCGAAACCUUCCUGAAUGGACUACAAACCAAACUUCUAACAAGCGAAGUCGAUGUCAGCAGCUCUGUGGAAGCCCUCCUGCAAAUCCUACUCGCAUGCGACGACUCUUUUGGCUUAGUUAGUGAUGACUCUGAGCCCUUAGGUCUGCCCCUGCGAAAGUCUGCAACGCCCGCGGCUGCACCUGUACCCUCUGAACGCCCCUGGUUUGUUGGGAGAAUGCUUAAAAUUGCGAAGCGGUUGGGGAGGUCGUCUUGGGAGCGGCUGAAUGACUCGCUCCUAUCCUUCCUCACGCUGACGGCGGAAACGCCAAAGCUGCCGUCGUGGGAAAAUGAAUUGAGACAUGAGAUUCUCACGGCCCCUUUGACGAGCUAUAUUAUGCCCCUAUUGCAGUGA